AUGGCACACGCUCGUGGAGGCUGCCCCAGUGCCCGGGGCUCCGGGGAUGGCGAGACGGUCAGGUCCAGGAAGGUGGCACUCAUAACUGGCAUCACAGGCCAGGAUGGUUCAUACUUGGCUGAGUUCCUGCUGGAGAAGGGCUACGAGGUCCAUGGAAUUGUCCGGCGAUCCAGUUCAUUCAAUACAGGUCGAAUUGAGCAUCUCUAUAAGAAUCCCCAGGCUCAUAUUGAAGGAAACAUGAAGUUGCACUAUGGUGACCUUACUGACAGUACCUGCCUUGUGAAGAUAAUCAAUGAAGUAAAGCCCACUGAGAUCUACAACUUGGGUGCCCAGAGCCAUGUCAAAAUUUCUUUUGACCUUGCUGAGUACACCGCAGAUGUUGAUGGUGUUGGCACUUUGCGCCUUCUGGACGCAGUUAAGACUUGUGGCCUUAUCAAUUCUGUGAAGUUCUACCAAGCCUCAACAAGUGAACUUUAUGGGAAAGUGCAAGAAAUUCCUCAGAAGGAGACCACCCCCUUCUAUCCUAGGUCCCCCUAUGGGGCAGCAAAACUUUAUGCCUACUGGAUUGUGGUGAACUUCCGUGAGGCAUAUAAUCUGUUUGCAGUGAAUGGCAUUCUCUUCAAUCAUGAGAGUCCUCGAAGAGGAGCUAAUUUUGUCACUCGAAAAAUCAGCCGGUCAGUAGCUAAGAUUUACCUUGGACAACUGGAAUACUUCAGUUUGGGCAAUCUGGAUGCCAAACGAGAUUGGGGCCAUGCUAAGGACUAUGUCAAGGCUAUGUGGCUGAUGUUACAGAAUCAUGAGCCAGAGGACUUUGUCAUAGCCACUGGGGAAGUACACAGUGUCCGGGAAUUUGUAGAGAAAUCAUUUCUGCACAUUGGAAAAACGAUUGUGUGGGAAGGAAAGAAUGAAAAUGAAGUGGGCAGAUGUAAAGAGACCGGCAAGAUCCACGUGACUGUAGAUCUCAAAUACUACAGACCCACCGAAGUGGACUUUCUGCAGGGAGACUGCUCCAAAGCUAAGCAGAAGCUCAACUGGCAGCCCCAGGUCACUUUUGAUGAGUUGGUGCGGGAAAUGGUGGAUGCGGACGUGGAGCUCAUGAGGAACAAUCCCAACGCCUGA
Orycteropus afer afer is the source of this 1119-nucleotide messenger RNA. RefSeq names its product GDP-mannose 4,6-dehydratase (gene GMDS). Gene Ontology annotation, molecular function: GDP-mannose 4,6-dehydratase activity. The coding region runs from base 1 to 1119 and encodes 372 amino acids. The record is from RefSeq and is a predicted model, not a curated record. Gene Ontology annotation, biological process: GDP-mannose metabolic process. Lineage: Eukaryota; Metazoa; Chordata; Mammalia; Tubulidentata; Orycteropodidae. The transcript has 11 exons.